This is a messenger RNA of Schistocerca americana (American grasshopper), 1514 nucleotides long. RefSeq lists its product as uncharacterized. The record is from RefSeq and is a predicted model, not a curated record. NCBI's taxonomy places the organism in Eukaryota, Metazoa, Arthropoda, Insecta, Orthoptera, Acrididae. The transcript has 5 exons. Bases 1 to 870 code for a protein of 289 amino acids.
AUGGCACAGCGUCACGCCAGACAGCCUCCGGUGGCAGCGCUCGUGGCGGCCGCCGCUCUCCUGUCGGCGGCUUGCGCCCUCUCGGUGGCGGGCGACUCCCGGCCCGAGCCGGCGCUCGGAGGCGAGCCGGAGGCGGAGCUGGCGUCGCCGGGGGCGGACGCCGGGGGCGACGCGUACCUGGCCGAGGUGCAGGCGGACUGCGCCACGACGGGCGCCUCGUGGCCCUGCGCCAAGGCCAAGCUGCUGCGCUUCGCCGUCAGGGCCGCCGCCUCGCCACGGCAGGUGUUCCUGUGGGGCCCGCUGUCGCUGUCGCCGCUGGGCUCUGCUGGCUCUCCCGUCCUCUCCGGCCAGGCGCCGCUGUUCCCCGGGUCUGCGCCGCGCGCCGGUGACUCCGAGGCGGACAAAGCCAGCAAGUUCGCUCUGCGCAUGCUCGAGCGGUACACGCGCUCUCACGCGCUGCGCCUCGACCUGGCCCCGCGGGAUGACACCGACCGCCAGCUGGCGACCUCGGAGGCCCGCGGCAAGAAGAAGAAGGCGGCGAUCGUGCUGCCGCUGAUCCUCUUCAUGAAGCUGAAGGCGCUGCUGAUCCCCACGCUGCUGGGAGUGCUGUUCAUCAAGAAGCUGCUCGUGCUCGCCGCCGUCUUCCUGCCGGCGCUGCUCCACUACCUCAAGGCCUGCAAGAUGCCGUACCACCACCACCACGCAGUGGCGUACCAUGUGCCGCACGGCGACUGGUCGUCCAGCGGCGCCGACCACUCGGCCACUGGGGUGGACGGCCCCACGGGCUACGGCGGGAGCGGGGGCCACUAUGCCUCUCGUAAGCACCUGGCGGGCGGCCGGCGCUCCGCCCUGCGUCGCCAGAGGUACUGACUGCCACACAGAGAUGACGGACGUACUCAGCUGCGAAGCAGUUCUCCUGUGACGUCAAUACGGACGCUGGAGUUUUGUUAAUAGAUGACAGAGGUCGUCGAUGACGAAUGGGCCUCAGUCUACGACAGGAUGACUUGAACAUUUCAUACGAUAGACCUACGUUGACGUGAUAAACCAGUUAUACUAUUCAGUCGCUAAAGCAAAUGACUGUAAGACAGCAUGUUAACAAAGACAAAGUAGUACUGACUGCAGCAUGAUGCCAAAAAAAAAAAAAAAAUUACGUGUACACAUUGGACGACUAUCAUAGAGCUAGCCUCGUGUAAACUCAGGGCUCUCAAGAAGAAGACAACACUGCGUUACAUUUUAUUUAUUUCGUAAUUUAUUACUUAUUUAAUUUCUUAGUCUUCUGUCCUUACAGUUCAUUGUUCUUCUAGACUUCAUCUAAUUUUAUGGAUAUUUUUAGUACAGUGUACUAUAGAUAAAGUAUUAAGAAACAAAAGUAGUACAAAGACCAAAAGUCAAAAGAACGGUGGCAUUAUUUAUCACGUGCCCAGUCCACGAAAGGCGAAGUCUGCUGUAAUUCAAUAGUAUUUAUACUGACAAAGCUGUGAUUCUUAUUUCAUAUUAAUAAAAUAUUGUAUAUA